GCUCGGGCCCGCAAAGCGCGAUGGUGACUUGGCGGCGGGACGGCCGGCUGACGGGCAGCCAACGGCUGCUGUGCGCCGGGCUGGCGGGAGCGCUGAGCCUCAGCCUCACCGCGCCGCUGGAGCUCGCCACCGUGCUGGCCCAGGUCGGCGUCGUGCGGGGCCGCGCCCGGGGGCCGGGGGCCGCGGGGCUCCGGGUGUGGCAGGCCGAGGGGCCCCGGGCCCUGUGGAAGGGGAACGCGGUGGCGUGCCUGCGCCUCUUCCCCUGCAGUGCCGUGCAGCUCGCCGCCUACCGCAAGUUUGUCAUGCUGUUCACUGAUGACUUGGGCCAUAUUUCCCAGUGGAGUUCCAUCAUGGCUGGGAGUCUCGCAGACAUGGUUUCCACCAUUGUGAUAUAUCCUACAGACCUCAUCAAAACCCGGUUGAUUGUGCAGAACAUGCUGGAACCAUCUUACAGGGGGAUCCUCCAUGCUUUUUCUACUGUUUAUCAACAGGAAGGAUUCCUGGCCCUUUAUCGAGGAGUUUCCCUUACUGUUUUAGGUGCUCUCCCCUUCUCUGCUGGCUCCCUCCUCGUUUACACAAACCUGGAGAAAAUCUGGAAUGCACCCCAAGAUCGGUUCUCUCUCCUCCAGAACUUUGCCAAUGUCUGCCUGGCUGCUGCAGUGACCCAGACCCUCUCCUUUCCCUUUGACACAGUGAAGAGAAAGAUGCAGGAACCAUUUCCGCUCCCCUACGACACCCAACCUCACUCUAGGGGCUGAGCACCUCCUGAGACUGGAGCUUCUGGGCACUAGAGGGCACCACACAGAAAUAUGAAACGUCAAAAGAACAUGAUUCAGACCAAAAUCUCACAAACCCCAGAAAAAGGGCCUAAUGAAACUGAACUCACCAAUCUGCCUGAAAGAGAGUUCAAAAUAAAAAUCAUAAACAUGCUUAUGGAGGUACAGAAAAAUAUUCAGAAACUCAGGAACGAAUUUAAGUCGGAGAUUCAAUCAUUAAGAAAUUCUGUAUCUGAAGUGAAACAUACAAUGGAGGAAUUUAAAAGCAGAUUAGAUGUAGAAGAAGAGAUGGUAAAUGGAAUAGAAAUUAGAGAAGAGGAAUAUAAAGAAGCUGAGGCACAAAGAGAAAAAAGGAUCUCUAAUAAUGAAAGAAUAUUGAGAGAAUUUUGUGAUGAAUCCAAAUGGAAGAAUAUUCAUAUUAUAGGGGUACCAGAAGAAGAAGAGAGAGGAAAAGGGAUAGAAAGUGUCACAGAGGAGGUAAUUGCUGAAAACUUCCCCAAUCUGGGGAAGGAGAUAGUCUCUCAAGCCAUGGAGGUGCACAGAUCUCCCAACACAAGGGACCCAAGGAAGACAUCAAGACAUAAUAAUUAAAAUGGCAAAGAUCAAGGAUAAAGACAGACUUUUAAAAGCAGCUAGAGAGAGAAAAAAGAUCACAUAUAAAGAAAAACCCAUCAGGCUAUCAUCAGACUUCUCAACAGAAACCUUACAGGCCAGAAGGGAGUGGCAAGAUAUAUUUAAUGCAAUGAAGCAGAAGGGCCUUGAAACAAGAAUACUCUACCCAGCAAGGUUAUCAUUUAAAUUUGAAGGAGGAGUUAAACAAUUUCCAGAUAAGAAAAAGUUGAGAGAAUUUACCUCCCACAAACCACCUUUAUAGUGCAUUUUGGAUGGACUGCUAUAGAUGGAAGUGUUCCUUCCUAAGGCUAAAUAGAUGUCACCCAAGGGAUAGGCAAAGAGUACAGAAUAUGAUUCAUAACAUACAAAGAAUGGAGGAUGAAAAAGUAGGAAAACAAAAAAAGAACCUUUCAGCUGUGUUUAUAAUAGCACACAAAGUGAGUUAAAUUAGACUGAUAGUAACCUUUGGUAACCACGAAUCUACAGCCUGCAAUGGCAAUAAGUACAUGCCUAUUGAUAAUCACCCUAAAUGUAAAUAGUCUGAAUGCACCAAUCAAAAGACAUAGAGUCACUGAAUGGAUUAAAAAACAAGACCCAUGUAUAUGCUGCCUACAAGAGACUCACUUCAAACCCAAAGACAUACACAGACUGAAAGUAAAGGGAUGGAAAAAGAUAUUUCAUGCAACUAACAGGGAGAAAAAAGCAGGAGUUCCAGUACUUAUAUCAGACAAAAUAGACUUCAAAACAAAGAAAGUCACAAGAGACAAAGAAGGACAUUACAUAAUGAUAAAGGGGUCUGUCCAACAAGAGGAUGUAACUGUUAUAAAUAUCUAUGCACCCAACACAGGAUCACCUACAUAUGUGAAACAAAUACUAACAGAACUGAAGGAGGAAAGCAGUGCAUUACUUUUAGGAGACUUCAACACACCACUCAUGCCAAAGGACAGAUCAACCAGACAGAAAAUAAGUAAAGAGACAGAGACACUGAACAACAUAUUAGAACAGAUGGACCUAAUGGACAUCUACAGAACACUCCAUCCAAAAGCAACAGGAUGCACAUUCUUCUCAAGUGCACAUGGAACAUUUUCAAGAAUAGAUCAUAUACUAGGCCACAAAAAGAACCUCAGUAAAUUCAAAAAGAUUUAAAUUGUACCAACCAGCUUCUCAGAUCACAAAGGUAUGAAACUAGAAAUAAAUUACACAAAGAAAAUGCAAAGGCCCACAAACACAUGGAGGCUUAAUAACAUGCUCCUAAAUAAUAAAUGGAUCAAUGACAAAACAAAAACAGAGAUCAAGCAAUAUAUGGAGACAAAUGACAACAAUGAUUCAACAACACAAAAUCUAUGGGACACAGUGAAGCCCAUGCUAAGAGGGAAAUAUAUUGCAAUACAGGCCUACCUCGGGAAAGAAGAACAAUCCCAAAUGAACAGUCUAAACUCACAAUUAAUGAAACUAGAAAAGGAAGAACAAAGGAGGCCCAAACUCAGUAGAAGGAGGGACAUAAUAAAGAUUAAAGCAGAAAUAAAUAAAAUUGAGAAGAAUAAAACAAUAGAAAGAAUUAAUGAAAGGAGAAGCUGGUUCUUCGAGAAAAUAAACAAAAUAGAUAAACCCCUAGCUAGACUUAUCAAGAAAAAAAGAGAGUCUACACACAUAAAAAACAGAAUCAGAAAUAAAAAAGGAAAAAUCACUACAGAAACCACAGAAAUACAAAGAAUUAUGAGAGAAUACUAUGAAAAAGUAUAUGAUAACAAACUGGAUAACCUAGAAGAAAUGGACAAUUUUCUAGAAAAAUAAAACCUUCCAAGGCUGACCCAGAAAGAAACAGAAAAUCUGAAUAGACCAAUUACCAGCAAAGAAAUUGAAUUGGUAAUCAAAAAACUACCUAAGAACAAAACCCCUGGACCAGAUGGUUUCACUGCUGAAUUUUAUCAUUUAGUGAAGACCUAAUACCCAUCCUCCUUAAAGUUUUCCAGAAAGUAGAGGAGGGAAUACUCCCAAAGUCAUUCUACGAGGCCAACAUCACUUUAAUACCAAAAUCAAGGAAAGACACCACAAAAAAAGAAAAUUACAGACCAGUAUCCCUGAUGAACAUAGAUGCGAAAAUACUCAACAAAAUAUUAGCAAACCAAAUUCAAAAAUACAUCAAAAAGGUCAUCCAUCAUGAUCAAGUGGGAUUCAUCCCAGGGAUGCAAGGAAGGUACAACAUUCGAAAAUCCAUCAACAUAACUACAUCAACAAAAAGAAGGACAAAAACCACAUGAUCAUCUCCAUAGAUGCUGAAAAAGCAUUUGACAGAAUUCAACAUCCAUUCAUGAUAAAAACUCUCAACAAAAUGGGUAUAGAUGGCAAGUACCUCAACAUAAUAAAGGCCAUCUAUGAUAAACCCACAGCCAACAUUAUACUUAACAGCCAGAAGCUGAAAGCUAUUCCUUUAAGAUGGGGAACAAGACAAGGAUGCCCACUCUCCCCACUUUUAUUCAACAUAGUUCUGGAGGUCCUAGCCACGGCAAUCAGACAACACAAAGAAAUAAAAGGCAUCCAGAUAGGCAAGGAAGAAGUCAAAUUUUUCCUGUUUGCAGAUGACAUGAUACUCUACAUAAAAAACCCUAAAGAAUCCACUCCAAAACUACUAGAUCUAAUAUCUGAAUUCAGCAAAGUUACACAAUACAAAAUUAAUACACAGAAAUCUGUUGCUUUCCUAUACACUAAUGAUGAACUAACAGAAAGAGAAAUCAGGAAAACAAUUCCAUUUACAAUUGCAUCAAAAGGAAUGAAAUACCUAGGACUAAACCUAACCAAGGAAGUGAAAGACCUGUAUGCUGAAAACUGCAAGACACUCUUAAGAGAAAUUAAAGAGGACACUAAUAAAUGGAAAUUCAUCCCAUGCUCUUCGCUAGGAAGAAUUAAUACUGUCAAAAUGGCUAUCCUGCCUAAAGCAAUCUACAGAUUCAAUGCAAUGCCUAUCAAAAUACCUACAGCAUUCUUCAAUGAACGAGAGCAAAUAGUUCUAAAAUUCAUAUGUAAUAACAAAAGACACCGAAUAGCCAAAACAAUCCUGAGAAGGAAGAAUAAAGCAGGUGGAAUUACACUCCCUGACUUCUAGCUCUACUACAAAGCCACAGUAAUCAAGACAAUUUGGUACUGGCACAAGAACAGGCCCAUAGGCCAGUGGAACAGAUUAGAGAGUCCAGACAUAAACUCAAGCAUAUAUGGUCAAUUAAUAUGUGCUCAAGGAGCCAUGGAUACACAAUGGGGAAAUGACAGCCUCUUCAACAGCUGGUGUUGGCAAAACUGGACAGCUACAUGUAAGAGAAUGAAACUGAAUUACUGUCUAACCCCAUACACAAAAACUCAAAGUGGAUCAAAGACCUGAAUGUAAGUCAUGACACCAUAAAACUCUUAGAAAAAAAUAUAGGCAAAAAUCUCUUGGACAUAAACAUGAGCAACUUCUUCAUGAGCAUAUCUCCCCAGGCAAGGGAAACAAAAGCAAAAAUGAACAAAUAGGACUACAUCAAACUAAAAGGUUAUGUACAGCAAAGGAUACCAUCACUCGAACAAAAAGACAUCCUACAGUAUGGGAGAAUAUAUUCCUAAAUGACAUAUCCAAUAAGGGGUUGACAUCCAAAUUGUAUAAAGAGCUCAUGCACCUCAACAAACAAAAAGCAAAUAGUCCAAUUAAAAUAUGGGCAGAGAAGCUGAACAGACACUUCUCCAAAGAAGAAAUCCAGAUGGCCAACAGGCACAUGAAAAGAUGCUCCACAUCGCUAAUCAUCAGAGAAAUGCAAAUUAAAACCACAAUGAGAUAUCACCUCACACCAAUUAGGAUGGCCACCAUCCAAAAGACAAACAACAACAAAUGUUGGCAAGGAUGUGGAGAAAGGGGAACCCUCCUACACUGCUGGUGGGAAUGUAAAUUAGUUCAGCCAUUGUGGAUAGCAGUAUGGAGGUUCCUCAAAAAAUAAAAAUAGAAAUACCAUUUGACCCAGGAAUUCCACUCGUAGGAAUUUACCCUAAGAAUGCAGGAGCCCAGUUUGAAAAAGACAUAUGCACCCCUAUAUUUAUCGCAGCACUAUUUACAAUAGCCAAGAAAUGGAAGCAACCUAAGUGUCCAUCAGUAGAUGAAUGGAUAAAGAUGUGGUACAUAUACCCAAUGGAAUAUUAUUCAGCCAUAAGAAGAAAAGAAAUCCUACCAUUUGCAACAACAUGGAUGGAGCUAGAGGGUAUUAUGCUCAGUGAAAUAAGCCAGGCAGAGAAAGACAAGUAUCAAAUGAUUUCACUUAUCUGUGGAGUAUAAGAGCAAAGAAAAAACUGAAGGAACAAAACAGCAGCAAACUCACAGAACCCAAGAAUGGACUAACAGUUACCAAGGGAA
Messenger RNA from Manis pentadactyla (Chinese pangolin), 5760 nucleotides. Its product is annotated as solute carrier family 25 member 43-like. The record is from RefSeq and is a predicted model, not a curated record. The coding region runs from base 21 to 758 and encodes 245 amino acids. Gene Ontology annotation, biological process: transmembrane transport. NCBI's taxonomy places the organism in Eukaryota, Metazoa, Chordata, Mammalia, Pholidota, Manidae. The transcript has a single exon.